This is a messenger RNA of Centruroides sculpturatus (bark scorpion), 5257 nucleotides long. RefSeq names its product protein eyes shut-like. The transcript has 25 exons. The record is from RefSeq and is a predicted model, not a curated record. Lineage: Eukaryota; Metazoa; Arthropoda; Arachnida; Scorpiones; Buthidae. Gene Ontology annotation, molecular function: calcium ion binding. Gene Ontology annotation, cellular component: plasma membrane; protein-containing complex. The coding region runs from base 172 to 5127 and encodes 1651 amino acids. Gene Ontology annotation, biological process: heterophilic cell-cell adhesion; establishment or maintenance of epithelial cell apical/basal polarity.
UUUGAGCUUUCUUCAUACAUUUUGAAAUUUCAAUUUAUGAAGAUAUAAACAGCACAAUUAUUUUAACCAGUAUAGAAGUGUUUUGAGAAUUUCUGUAACAUUUCCUAUUUUUUUCUGUAUCUUUACUUCAAACAAAUUAAUUACACUUUAGAAAUAAAAUUAUGCCACAAUAUGUCUUUAAUACUUUUCAAAUAUAUUUUAGUUACAACAAUAGUAAUGACAAAGAUGAAAACAAUAAUUUUUGGGCUUUCUCCUUGUCUUAGUGGGCCAUGUGUUCAUGGGGUAUGUGUAGAUACAGAAAAAGAUACAUACAGAUGUUAUUGUAUCAAUGGUUAUACAGGAUUAAAUUGUCAAACGAAUUAUGAUGAUUGCAGAAGUAUGCCAUGUCAACAUGGAGCUACAUGCAUUGAUGGAGUAGCUUCUUUUACCUGUGUAUGCUUGGAAGGAUAUACUGGAAGUUUAUGUGAAGAAAAUGUUAAUGAAUGUUUAUCAGAUCCUUGUCUAAAUGAUGGUGUCUGCCGUGAUUCAGUGAAUGGUUAUACAUGUGAAUGCCUUCCAGGAUUUAAAGGAGAACAUUGUGAAGAAGACAUAAAUGUUUGUGAAUUUGAAAUAGCAAACAACUCUUAUUGCCUUAAUGGUGGAAUAUGCAUUGAUGGACCUGGUUAUGAAUAUACUUGCAACUGUCCUCCAGGAUUUGAAGGUGUUUAUUGUGAAAAAGAAUUUAACGAAUGUGGUUCUUUUCCUUGUUUAAAUGGAGGAGUAUGUAUUGAUAAACCUAACAAUUUUUCCUGUAUUUGUCUGUUUGGUUGGACAGGAAAAUUCUGUGAAACAGAAGUAAAAGAGUGCAAAGAAAAUUUUUGUGAAAAUGAAGGUAUAUGUCUUGUUGAAAUAUCUGCUGCUGGAAUAAAUAUAACUGAACCUACAUGUUAUUGUGUGCCAGACUUCCAUGGUAUUGCUUGUGAGCAACGUUACAAUGAAUGUCUACCUGCUUCUCCUUGUAUGAAUGGUGGUACCUGUAUAGAUGGAGUGGACAGUUUCAGUUGUAUGUGUCCCUUUGGAUUUAUUGGAGCACUUUGUGAGAAUUCUUGUAAAACUAUUAUCUGUGAUAUAGAUACAACUUCAGAAAUAAUUACACAACUUUAUACAUCACCUCUAUCCUAUGAUUUUUCCAAGAUGAUUUCAACUACAUUGGAAGAAACAUCAGAAGUAUCAUUUCUUGAUAUUUAUAGUUCAGUUUCUUUUGAAGUAUCCAGAUUAAUAACUGCAAUGAGUGAUACUCUUACAACUCUUAUCAGUUCUCCGUCCAUAUCUCCAAAAAAAACAAUCUCUAUUAUUACAUCUUCAGAACAAAUAGAUUGGAUUCCAUCCCAGACAACAAUUGAUUCAACUAUUUCUAUUCCAAGUUUUGAAGAAUCAUAUACAACUCUACCUUUUUAUUCCAGUGUGAUACCAAUUUCAACUGAAAAGCAUGUUUUUGAUAGUACAGAAUCUUCCAUCACUAUGAGUACAAAAAUGGUUGAUCUAUCAUCUUCAGUUGGUGAUCUCAUCUAUUCGUCAUAUUUUAUGAGCUCAUCUGAAGUGAUAACUGAAGAAUCAUCUUACUUUAGAACAGAAGAUAUAGAAAUUUCAACUACCCAAGUGAGCAAAACAUUUAUGCAAAGUAUGGAAACAGAAGUUUCCAUUUUUACAAUGACUUCACAUCCAUCUUACCCAUUAUUUGCAUCUACAGAAUUUUUAUCUUCAUCAUCUGAAAGAUUGGCAUCUAGUAGUUCAUUAUACAUUACUCUAACUUCUGAUGAAUUUGAAAUAUCACAAAGUGCUGAUAAUGUGUCAUUAUUUUCACCAAUUACCCUCAAUACAUCAAGUACAGAUUUUAUAGUGUCUGAAUUUCAGACUUCUUUACUACAGUUAAGUACACAAAUUGAAGACAGUUACAUUAUAGGAAAUACAUCAGAAAUAUAUCCAUUUUCUUCUCAUUUAAUAAGUGAAAUGGUGCCAACCCAAUCAAGUAUAACUGAUUUUUUAGAAGUAACUUCUCCAUUUCCAAUUGCAAAUGAAUCAACUUGUGAAAGUUUUAUUUGUGAAAAUGGAGGAACUCUUAUAGAAAAUUUUGAACAAAAUUUCAAGUUUUGUGAGUGUAUUUGUCCACUUCAUGUAACUGGUGCAAACUGUGAAAAAGAAAUCUUGGUUCAUAAUCCACAGUUUUCCAACCAUUCUUUUUUAAAACAUAUUUUACCAGAAAUAAAUACACAACAAAGAUUAAAUAUAAAUUUUACUUUUAAGACUAUCUCUUCUGAUGGUUUACUUUUUUAUGCUGAAUCAUUUGAAGACAAAUCAUUUCUUCUAUUGCAAAUCCAGAAUGGCUCAUUAAAGCUGAAGUUUUCUUGUGGUCAGCAAACAAUGGUUUUUAGAGAAUCAAAUAUCAAAGUAAACAGUGGAUACUUUUCCUCAAUUUCUCUAAGUCUUGAAAUUAUGGAAAGUAAAGAAAGUUCUUCUUGCAUUGCCAAACUUCAAGUAAAUAACACUUCAGAUAUGAGUGGUCAACAGCAAUCACUUCAUCCUAAAAUUCAAUUUAGACAUAUUUAUUUUGGAGGAGUGCCAUUUAAUAAUACUUUAUCGCAGAAAAAUGUUGACAAAGUUAUCUUUUUUUCUGGUUGCAUGAAAGAUUUGAAGAUUAGUAAUAAAAACAAGAAAAUGGUUAAAGAUGCUGAGGAUGGUGCUAAUAUUAUUGAAUGUGAUGAUGGAAUGUGUGCCACUAUUAUAUGUCAAAAUGGGGGAACAUGUUCUAGUAAUGGUGAAGCAUGGAGAUGUUUAUGUAGAAAAGGAUAUAGUGGUAUAUUUUGUGAGCAUUUAAAUUGUGAUGCAAAUCCAUGUGAAUAUGGAGGUACUUGUCUGCCAAUAAACAAAAAUACAGAAUACAUAUGUCUUUGUCCAUAUGGUUAUCAUGGUCUUAACUGUGACCAAUUACUGAAUAUAACAAGAUCAUCAUUUCAUGGUUCUAUAAUGGGAUAUUCUUCCUUCUUACAAUACUUAAAUACAAUGGAUGUCCAAUAUUAUUUAGAUGUAGAACUAAAAUUUACAUUAACAAAAUUAUAUCAAAAAGGAUUAAUAGCAUUCAUGGGACAAAGAGAUACAAAUGAUCCAAUGACAGAUUAUUUGGCUAUAGGACUAGAAAAUGGUUUUGUUGAAUAUUAUUUGGAUCUGGGAUCAGGUUAUAGGAAACUGCAAUCAGUUUCAAGCUUAAAUAUGUCAAUGCCCAUUCAUACUAUUAGUUUUGGUCAUCACAGACGUUAUCUUUGGUUAGUUGUUGAUACUCAAAAGAAAGUUACAGGUCUAUCUCCAGGGAAGUUAAAUGCACUCAAUGUAUUACCAUAUUUAUUUAUUGGAGGCCAUUCAAGCUAUAAUUUUUCAUUAUUACCAUUUCCUGUAAAUAACUGGAAUGGAUAUAAUGGAUGUAUUUUUGAUGUAAAAAUAAAAGUUAGUCCAGAAAAUUCUUACUUUAAUCUAAACGAUGUUAUUGCGGGAAGAAAUAUUCAACAAUGUAAUAAAAGUGAAUGUGAUCUUAUCAAGUGUGAAAAUGGUGGAACAUGUAUUAAUCUUGGAACAACUUUCAUGUGUCUUUGUAAUGUGGGCUGGACAGGUACCAGAUGCACUAAUCAAAUUACUCCAUGUAAUAGUGGAAGCCAUCAUUGUGCACCAAAAUCUAUUUGUACUGUUACAAUUGAUGGUUACAGAUGUGACUGUAUAUUGGGACAAGCUGGAAAAUAUUGUAAUGAAACAAUAAACAUAAUUGAUCCACAAUUCAAUGGCAUGAAUUCCUUUAUGGAGUUCAAAUCUCAAAAUAUUCGAAGGAAGACAAUAAUAACAAUGCAAUUUAAACCUAUGUCAGAUAAUGGUAUUUUAUUUUAUGCAUCCCAACAAAUGAAUGAAAACAGUGGUGAUUUUGCUGCUAUUGUUAUUAAAAAUGGACAUGUUGAAUUUAGAUUUAACCUUGGAACUGGAACAGAAACUACUACUGUUCUACAAAAUUCUCAUAAAUUAUCGUUAGAUACUUGGCAUACUGUUACUGUAGAUAGAUAUGAAAGAAGUGCCAAUUUAAUAGUUGAUGAUAUAGAAGUUGUAAAUCAAUCACCUGCUGGAAUGAGAGCAUUGGAUGUUAAUACCAACUUUUUUAUAGGUGGUAUACCAGAAUUUUUGUUAACAACCACUAAUAUUAUUGAUAAUUCAUCAUUUUAUGGAUGUAUAAGUUGGUUUGAAGUCAAUUCUAAAAUAUAUAAUUUAACACCUAAAGGAGCCCUUAAUGGACUUAAUAUAAAUAACUGUAGGGGGAAAAUAUGUGGACAUCACAUAUGCAGAAAUAAAGGCAUAUGUAUUGAUCAUCUAGAUGGAAAAUUUUCUUGUAAAUGUUUAUCAAAUUAUUCAGGACCACUGUGUGAGACACAUAUAUUAUGUUUGAAACACAAGUGCCAAAAUGGAGGUACAUGCAUUCCAAAUUUAUCAAAUGGAAAUUAUUCCUGUGAUUGUUCAUUAGGAUGGACAGGAUCAAAAUGUGAAAUUGCAAUAGAAAUUACAAUUCCUAGAUUUAAAUACACAAGCUAUCUUUAUUUUUGGGAUGAAAAUUAUGACAGAAGAGACCUAAAAAGAACAUAUCUAGCUUUUGAUUUUUUAACUUUAAAUCAAUCAGGAUUGUUAUUUUGGAGUGGCAAGUUUUCAAGAAAUGAUGAUUACAUAGGAAUAGGUCUAGAAAAUGGUUAUAUAAUAGUAGUAUGGAAUUUAGGAUGGCUUUCUCAUAAAAAAAUUACUACAGAAGACACUUAUUCUGACAACAAAUGGCAUUCAAUUGUUAUUGAUAGAUUAAAACAAGAGUUAAUAUUGAAAAUAGAUAAUAAGCAAUACAAUAGUAAAGUUAUAGGAAAUUAUUAUGAAUUAAAUACAAAUGGCCAUUAUUAUUUUGGUGGAUUUCCAAGAUCUGUUAAGAUUGAUGAUGAAACCCGAAACCAUUUUAGCAUGCCUUUUAAUGGAUGCAUUAGCAAUAUAAUAUUACCGUAUUAUGUAAAUUAUAGCAAUAUAACUGAAGCAAAUGGUUCAAGAAAUAUUAACAAUUGUGACACUGCCAAAUUUGUUUAAAAGAAAAUAAAUUAUGUAAACAAGAAACUGCAUACAAAAAAUAGUGAGAUUAUUGUUGAUUUGUAAAAUUUUAUUUCAGUUUUUAGAAAGUGGCUAUUAUUGUAUUGUAUUUUAUAUGAAUUAUGAAAAU